Molecule: messenger RNA, 388 nt
Organism: Coregonus clupeaformis (lake whitefish)
Lineage: Eukaryota; Metazoa; Chordata; Actinopteri; Salmoniformes; Salmonidae
Product: acyl-CoA-binding protein-like
Exons: 6
Coding region: 1-237 (78 amino acids)
Biological process (GO): fatty acid metabolic process
Molecular function (GO): fatty-acyl-CoA binding
Source: RefSeq, a predicted model, not a curated record
AUGUCUAUGGCUGAAUUUGAAAAGGCUGCGGAUGAGGUGAGGAGGCUGACCGUACAACCUAGCUACGCUGAACGAUUACUCCACGAUAUAGAACUAGCAGUGGUAUAUGGUUUGUACAAGCAGGCAACAAUUGGCAACGUCAACACGGAGCGUCCGGGAAUAUUUGACUUCCAAGGAGAAAAUCUAAAUGGGAUGGUUGGAAAGCACAGGAAGGAAAGUCCAAAGAAGAUGCCAUAAAAUAAUAUAUUGCCUUUGUGGAAGAAAUGAAAGCAAAGUAUCCAAUGUAGAGGUUAUCUUUAGGACAUUAGUGCACAUAUUUUUCUAAGAACCAUUUUAUAAUAAAGCAAUAAGGCACGAGGGGGUGUGGUAUAUGGCCAAUAUACCACGG